Molecule: messenger RNA, 1158 nt
Organism: Alnus glutinosa
Lineage: Eukaryota; Viridiplantae; Streptophyta; Magnoliopsida; Fagales; Betulaceae
Product: proteasome subunit alpha type-4
Exons: 2
Coding region: 251-1003 (250 amino acids)
Biological process (GO): ubiquitin-dependent protein catabolic process
Cellular component (GO): nucleus; proteasome core complex, alpha-subunit complex; proteasome core complex
Source: RefSeq, a predicted model, not a curated record
UUUCCAUUCCCAUUUCAUUCUUGUUGUCGCCGACGCCGUCUCUCUCGUCUCUGCCCUCUCGUCUCUGCCCUCUCGUCUCUCUCGUCUCUGCCCUCUCGUCUCUCUCGGACGUUCGGUCCUUCACUCACGGCUUUCACGGUUCCCGCGGCCUUCAUUUCACAGUUCAGCCGUCGUCGCCCGUCGACUCCACACCGUUCGUCCGUCCGUCGACUCCUUCCGUCCGACCGAGCGACACCAGGUGUGAUAUAAAAUGUCUCGAAGGUAUGAUAGCCGGACAACGAUAUUCUCCCCAGAAGGUCGUCUCUACCAAGUUGAAUAUGCAAUGGAGGCCAUUGGAAAUGCUGGAAGUGCAAUAGGGAUUUUAUCAAAGGAUGGAGUUGUCUUGGUUGGUGAAAAGAAGGUCACUUCCAAACUCCUCCAAACCUCAACAUCAACUGAAAAGAUGUAUAAGAUUGAUGACCAUGUAGCGUGUGCUGUCGCUGGAAUCAUGUCAGAUGCCAACAUCCUUAUCAACACGGCUAGAGUCCAAGCCCAGCGUUAUACAUAUGCUUACCAAGAGCCAAUGCCUGUUGAACAGCUUGUCCAAUCUCUCUGUGACACCAAACAAGGUUACACACAAUUUGGUGGGCUCCGUCCAUUUGGUGUUUCAUUUCUUUUUGCAGGGUGGGACAAAAACUUUGGUUUCCAGCUUUACAUGAGUGACCCAAGUGGAAACUAUGGUGGUUGGAAGGCUGCAGCGAUUGGGGCAAACAACCAGGCAGCACAGUCAAUGCUUAAGCAGGAUUAUAAGGAUGAAAUCACAAGAGAAGAAGCAGUUGAGCUUGCUCUGAAAGUGCUCAGUAAGACAAUGGACAGCACAAGUCUUACUUCAGAUAAACUAGAAUUGGCUGAAGUCUUCCUCUUGCCCUCUGGAAAAGUUAAGUACCAGGUAUGCGCAGCAGAGACCCUGAGCAAGUUGUUAGUGAAGUUGGGAAUGACCCAACCUGCUGCUGCUGAGACAUGAAUUUCAGGUAUACCCUGCGUUUCUGUAUUUGAUUAGAUAUGAAUUUCAGGAUUUAUUGGCACAUGUUGCUGUAUGUGUUUAACGUUAUAAAACCAGAUUAUGGAUUCUUCCUCUGGUAUAAUUGGUCCUUUAUUUAAUCGUCUAUGUUUGACCAA